CUCCCUCACUUUUGGCCACCGAGCUCCAGCUCCUCAAGGCCACCACAUCGCACUACCUACCGACCUAACUUCCAGUCUUACGUGCUGUAGGGUUGGACGGGUUUGUGGUACGAACCAAGAACCGGGAAGCUAGAGGCUUCGUUCAGUUUAUCGGGCACACCAUCUUUUCUUUAUCAUUUCAAUUGAGAGACCGGUGGGAUAUGUACCACUGGAUACCACUCUGUUGCGGGGGUCAAGCGGGAUAUCAACGGCCUUCUCUUCCAAAUGGGGGGUCAUCAUGAAAAAAAAAGAUUGACAACGUCCCUUCGGGUCCUUCAACUGGUAGCCCAGGAGUGGCGGGUGGGUGACAGCCAAGGACGAAAAGGGUGAAGCCAUAUCGACGAUGGCUUGCUUGGGGUUACAAGAUGCUACUUGCCAAGAUGCAGGAUUGAUGGUGUGCCUCUUCACCCCAUUUGGGAGCACAGUGGAUGAUGGGAUACAAAAACCAUGGUCCGGUCUGCCGUCCUCCCCUCCCCCGUUCUCUGAGAAGAUGUUUCUUUUUCCUCUUCUUCUUCUUCUUCUGUUACACACACCCGUAUUUGAUAGGAACGGUUGUUUACGGUUGGGUUUGCUGUCCCACGAGAGGUUGCCAAGUGCUAUACCUCUUCAACUCUACUUCUCCUCUUCUUCUUAACAACAACAACAACACUCCGAAGAAAUGGCGUAUCAACCAGUUCGCCAUCAGCGCGUAAUAAGCGCAGACAGCCUGACUCCUCUCACAGCGGCCAUAGAGCCUCAAUCAGGGGAUGACAACCAAAACAAUCACCAGUCUAUCCCAUAUGUCAACAUCAACGACAUGCAAGCUGAUGCCGGCUCCGUUCCUCAACAACCAGACCAGAUACACCCGGUUCAACAGCCUCUGUAUGCCGACCAGCAGCAAUUCUAUGACUACCAAUACAACAAUGGCAACUACCAAAGCCCUCCGAUCCAACAAGUGCCCUUCGAAGGCCAAUAUCUCACUCAAGAUGGCUUUUCCCCAAACAAACAACCAGCAACCUUCGCCGUCUCUCCCAUGUCCGCCUCCCCGGCCUCCUGGGAGAAACAACGAAAGCACGCCAACCGACAGUCCGACGUCAGCACUUCCUCCUCCAAGUCCGACAGUAAGCUCUCAGCCAUCUUCUCCAAAAACGGCACCUGGACCUACGAAACCAUCAGCAUGCUGGUCGCCCUAGGCGCCGUCGCCUCCAUCAUUGCCGUCCUAGCCACCUACGACGGCCAACCCCUUCCUUCCUGGCCGCACUGGAUCACUCUCAACGCCGUCAUUGCCAUCCUAGCCACCGUCGCCACAGCUAGCAUGAGUGUCCCGCUAUCAAGCGGGCUGGGACAGCUGAAAUGGAUUCGCUUCAAGCAAGGCCGGGCCCCGCUAAGCGACAUGGAGAUCUACGACGACGCAAGCCGCGGCGCCCUCGGAGCCGUGAACAUGCUCGUCCGCGCGCGGGGCGGAUUCGCGGGUAGUUUUGGUGCCGUGGUUAUGAUCGUUGCGCUGUUUCUCAGCCCUUUUGCUCAGCAGAUUGCUACUUUUCCCACGCGGAUGGUCGAGAACCCGUCCGGGGCAGUCAACUACCGCACCGAAACGUACGGCCUGGCCCUUCACGGUAAGGGAGAGCUCGGCCAGGCUUUUGUUCCUAUCCUGCCCAUCAAGGCGGCUGUGUAUAAAGGUCUCUUCGCCGAGGACGGUAGGCCAUGGAUGGGUUUGCCGUUUCAGUGUUCAACAGGCAACUGCACGUUCCCGCCCAUCGAGACACUGGGCGUCUGCCACAAAUGUGUCGACAUGUCCGAGUACAUGACGCGGUACUGCCCUCCUGGGGUUUCUGAUCAAGACAACUGUGGCUGGCAAUUACCCUCGGGCGCCGCCAAACUCAACUCCUCGGAUCACGUCUUCGGCAUGACCUCUCUUUUUCCCGGCUCUGCCACAGGCGACGCUACUUAUAGCACCAUCAUGAAACUCAUCUUCAUGGGCACCGAAACCAACGCCACCGGCCCUGGCGUCCUCGCCCCCUGGGCAACACAAUGUUCCCUAACCGUCUGCCUCCAAACUCUAACCUCCAACAUCACCAACGGCUUCCUCCACGAAACCCAUCUCGGCGAGCCCAUCACCAACGACACAGUCCCCUCUUUGUCCUCCCUCUCCAGCAGCAUCAACGCCCUCGAGCCUCUAUCCAUCCAAUCCCCCACCAACUCUUCCCUCACUUACUCCAUGUCCAUGCAAUCCAUCUUGGCCAUGCAAUCCUGGUUUUCCCGAUUAUUCGCCAACGGCACCGCCUCCCGUAAUCCCAACUACAUCAACCAGACCAUCUCCAAACUGCCUUCUUUAAACUCCUCCCCCAACGUCGUGGUAAACCUGACAGUCGGCAUCUCCUCAGGCGAAACCUUCUUCGACACCGACAUCGUCCAGGCCUUUUACUGGAACUACUACGAAUACCCCUCCCCUUCGUCCCCGCCCAAGGGUCUAGAAAUGCUCAUGUCCGAUCUCGCCGUCGCUCUCACCUCUACUUUUCGGACCCUGACUGCCGUACCCAUCAACGGCACCUCGCUUAGCUACGAAACGUUUGUUUCUGUAAGGUGGGGCUUCGUGGCGUUGCCUGUCACGGCGGUGAUUCUGGCGGCGGUGUUCUUGGGGUUGGCGGCCUGGGAGACCAAGAGAAGCGGGGCGAGCUUGUGGAAGACGAGCGCGCUGGCCAUGUUGUUCCAUGGCUUGGAUGAAGAUGCGAGGGAGCGGUUUGAGGAUUUGAGGAGUUUGGAGGCCAAGAAGAGGGAGAGUAGGUAUGUGAAGGUUAGGUUGAGUGCGGAGGAGGGGAGUUUGGAUGGGAAGGGGGGCACGUUGAAGAUUGAGAGGGGGGUUGAGUAGGGGUGGGUGUGUUGGUCUGUGGGAUGCUUUUGGGGUUUGAUGAGGGAAUUGAGUUUUAAAUAUCGGGUGCUAAUGGCAUAUAUGAUAUGUGACUUUGAAUACUGCAUCAUGGUGCUAAAAUGUCUACUC
Molecule: messenger RNA, 3016 nt
Organism: Neurospora crassa OR74A
Lineage: Eukaryota; Fungi; Ascomycota; Sordariomycetes; Sordariales; Sordariaceae
Exons: 1
Coding region: 698-2887 (729 amino acids)
Source: RefSeq, a predicted model, not a curated record